Messenger RNA from Mercurialis annua (annual mercury), 636 nucleotides. Its product is annotated as monothiol glutaredoxin-S6-like. The transcript has a single exon. The record is from RefSeq and is a predicted model, not a curated record. Lineage: Eukaryota; Viridiplantae; Streptophyta; Magnoliopsida; Malpighiales; Euphorbiaceae. The coding region runs from base 94 to 408 and encodes 104 amino acids.
CACCAAUUCACCAGCAACUUUCGAGUCUUUAGCUACUACUCACUUAACAAACACAUUUUCAAAAAAAAAAAACUCCAAUUGUUAAAGCCAGCCAUGGAUGCAGUGACAAUGAUGGUUGCAGAGAGGCCACUAGUGAUCUUCAGCAGAAGCACUUGUGACAUGAGCCAUUCCAUCAAGACACUAAUACAUGGAUUCGGUGCAAACCCUACGAUUUACGAGCUCGAUCAAAUUCCAAAUGGGCAGCAAAUCGAAAGAGCAUUACAGCAGCUCGGGUUUCAAAACUUACCGGUUGUAUUCAUCGGAGGAGAGUGCGUCGGUGGUGACCGACAAGUGAUGAGCCUCCUUCUCAAGAAUCAGCUAGGACCACUGCUCAAGAGAGCCGGAGCCAUUUGGGUAUGGAACGACUAGCUUAUUUUUUGGCAUCAAACUCUACUAAAAUUAGUUAAAAUUGAGGUUAUUGGACUAAUUAUACAAUAAUAAAGGGUAUUUUUUGACCCUUUAUUUCCUAUAUUAAGGAUUAGAUACGCUAUAGAAAAACUUUAGCUUGAAUAUGGUUGUCAAGUUGUUUUAGAUAUAGUUAUCUAACUCAAGAGUAAUACCAACUUUUUGUAUACGUUGUUGGUUUUUAACCAUUUU